UUGGCUGGUUCCCUCCCCACAAGAGACCGUGUGGCUUUCUGCAGUUCUCGGGGUAUCGGCGUAGCUUCCUGCGUGACCAAGAUGUGCGACAAACCAGACCUUUCGGAGGUUGAGACGUUUGAUAAGAAGAAGCUGAAGAAAACAAACACGGAGGAGAAGAAUACGCUUCCUUCCAAGGAGACCAUCGAACAGGAGAAAGAGUGCACCAAGUCGUCGUAGAGGUGGACCGGCGGCAUGAAGCUCUGAUGUCCUUUCUCAGCUGUUUCUCUGAAACAGCUUUUUUUCUUUUCUUUAUUUUUUAUACAACUUACACCUUGAGAAAUGCUGCAGCCCAUCCAUGGCAGCUGCCUCUUUGGGCCUUUCCGGAGCCCUGCAGCAGCUGCCCCAUGCUUUACCCUUCUGGGCUCCGCCACCUCUUCUGCUCCCAGGCUGGAAGGAAAAACAAUCCGCAGAAAAUUUCUGGGGUUUGCACAGCUUGGUUCUCACCCUCUGCCUUUCUUGCCAGAUGGGGCAAUUUCAUCAGUUAAAUCCUAUUUAGUAAAAUUGUUUGUGAUUGUUUUUUCAGCCUUACUUUGAUUUCCUAAACAUGGAGAGAAGAAUCUAUUAAAAAUUUUAAAAUGUAA
Messenger RNA from Candoia aspera, 623 nucleotides. Its product is annotated as thymosin beta-15A homolog. The record is from RefSeq and is a predicted model, not a curated record. NCBI's taxonomy places the organism in Eukaryota, Metazoa, Chordata, Lepidosauria, Squamata, Candoiidae. Gene Ontology annotation, biological process: regulation of cell migration; actin filament organization. Gene Ontology annotation, molecular function: actin monomer binding. The transcript is spliced from 2 exons. Gene Ontology annotation, cellular component: cytoplasm. Bases 82 to 219 code for a protein of 45 amino acids.